AUGUCGAUCGACAAAUUACUCGAGCUGGAUGUAGGCACGUUGGCUAGCGAGAUCGGCAGAUUGGAAGACUCAAUCGCUCGGUUGAUUCAGUCGAAUCAGGAGAUGCUGGAGUACGAGGACGAGUGCGGUUCGGACCCAGAAGCCAGAGAGACCUUCAAAGAAGCACGGGAAGAAAAUCUAGUCACCAUCGAGACCCAAAAAGAAAGGAUCGAAAUGAUCAAGUGGUGUAUCAGAAGAAAAACUCAACGAGAUGGGGUUGACAACGCCCACUACCACGUCAAUCACUCAGAUCCACCAGUGAAAAGAGGCACAACCGCCUCCCCGGCUCACUUUAUUGCUACCGGAGACAACAUAAUGACAGAGGAUGAUGAAUCCACGGGAUUGGACCCAGAUGAUGGGAUUAACUUGUAA
Molecule: messenger RNA, 411 nt
Organism: Puccinia triticina
Lineage: Eukaryota; Fungi; Basidiomycota; Pucciniomycetes; Pucciniales; Pucciniaceae
Exons: 2
Coding region: 1-411 (136 amino acids)
Source: RefSeq, a predicted model, not a curated record